Priapulus caudatus is the source of this 1528-nucleotide messenger RNA. RefSeq names its product alpha-2-macroglobulin-like. The record is from RefSeq and is a predicted model, not a curated record. The transcript is spliced from 10 exons. NCBI's taxonomy places the organism in Eukaryota, Metazoa, Priapulida, Priapulimorpha, Priapulimorphida, Priapulidae. Bases 1 to 1167 code for a protein of 388 amino acids. Gene Ontology annotation, cellular component: extracellular region.
AUGAACCUAGAUAUUACACACGCAUCGUUCGAUGUCCUCAUAUUCGCAGGGAGGGCGUUGGUAAUUCAAAGACCAACUGCCGACACGCUAACAGCCUACGUUGUGACGUCGUUGAUCGAGUCCAAGGUUGCUGAUACAGAGCGAGCCAUCUCAGAUGCCUUCUCCUGCAUUGAAGGCGAAACCUUCGACGACGCCUACACCACGGCCCUGGUGGCUUACGCGUACGCCCGCUACGGUGAUAUGAACAAAGCUCAGGAAUACUUGGAUAGGUUAAUGAAGCUGGCUGUACGAAACGAGACGGCACAAACUGUACACUGGGAGAAAGCAGAAGCUGAAACGGUCGACGUUACAUUGCCAUGGAACCGUCAGGCCGAGAAGAAGUCGAUAAACACUGAGAUGACAGCAUAUGCUCUGCUGACACUGACGCUGAUUGAAAGCGAUGAUUCGACGCUGCCACUCUCUAUCGUCAGGUGGUUGACGCAGCAGCAAAACUCACGCGGUGGUUUCACAUCAACACAGGACACCGUAAUCGCUCUGCAGGCUCUCUCCCAGUUCGCUAUGAAGUUUUUCGGUUCGCAAAGUAGCAGCGACAUUACGGUCAGCGGUGACGACGUUGACGCUGCUGUGAGCGUAUCUGGCACCAACAGCCUAGUCCAGCAGCUGGUCGACGUGCCCUCGGUGCCCAGCGUGCUAGACGUCACAGUGACGGGGUCACGAUGUGUUAUUAUUAAGGGUAAUGUCUUCUACAACCUGUACGAAGAACAGAGAAGAGUCCCCGUGUUCUCCGCAACAGCAAACGUCAUGACGACCAACUGUAAGACGUGGCAGAUGACAGCCUGCGGAACGUACACUGGUGAGGAGGAAUCAUCAAACAUGGCGAUAAUCAGUGUAAAUAUGGUGACUGGAUUCUCUCCAGUGAAGGAAUCAUUAAAUAAGAUUUUUGAGAAGCCCAGUAAGAAUUCACAAUUGAAGCGUUUUGAUAUUGAAGGCAAGACUGUAGAUAUCUAUGUAAACGAGUUCGAACCAGGCGAGCAGGUUUGCGUGACCUUUGACCUGGAGAAAUAUCUAGACGUGGAAAAUGUGAAGUCGGCUGUUGUGAAGGUGUACGACUACUAUGAGCCAGAACAGACAGCUUCUACUCUGUACAGCAUUGAAGAAUGCAAGUAAGCAACUGAGCGAGCAAUUCCAACCAGCAGGAAUGGCUAUCGACUUACUUGAAUAUUAACAAUUAUUUGGGAAAAGCUUUGACGUAGUAGACAUCGUACCACUGACUGCUUUUUGGCUAAUAUCCUUAUCAGCUGUAUUCACAGAGAUUCACAAAACACAUGCGUCAUCUUAAUAUUAUUAUUCAUCGUUUUCACAUUACAAAUUAAUGUUUUAAGAAAUAAUUAUUAAUAAACAAUUAUCUAAAUGUGUACUGCCCUUAUGCAUGCAGUACAAUAUAUGUAUUUUUACGGACACGUACUCGUGUAAUUAUAUGUAUACAAAUAUUUUUAUUAAAAAACUUGAUGGCUAGUCAUUCUUGUAA